AUGACAAAGCUGACCAUUAACCAAAAACCGAAAGGCAUUUACGGCACGCCGCAGAAAACAACGCAGACGGCACAGCAGCAGGAUAAAACCACAUCGGCGCAUAAAGUGAUACCCGGCAAUCAGAACGCACAGCAGAGCCGCAAACAGAAGCCCACAGAGGCGACACCGUGGCGGCAUAUGACCAAACGCCAGCGCAAAAACCGCAGGCGCGUUAACCGCCUCACUGAGAUGUGGCCUGACUUAUUCAACAGGGAAGCGCCAAAGCCGCUGAAGGUGGGAAUAUUCGACGACCUGAUGCAGGAUAUCGCCGCCAGGGGGCUGACAUUCGGGCCGGGGGCAUUACGUGCAACGCUGGCAUCUUAUGCGCAGUCUCCGCGCUAUUACCGCGCCCUGAUAGCUGGUGGUGCACGUUAUGACCUGAAAGGCCAGCCAUGUGGGGAAGUGACACCACAGGAACAGCAGGAGGCAGAAACGCGGCUGAUGGCACUGAAUGAGAAGCGUAAACGCCGGACAGCAAAGGAGAAGACAAGCGCAUGA
Messenger RNA from Cooperia oncophora, 537 nucleotides. NCBI's taxonomy places the organism in Eukaryota, Metazoa, Nematoda, Chromadorea, Rhabditida, Trichostrongylidae. The record is from the annotation of a GenBank genome assembly.